UGGUUGAUAUUGUUUUUAGGAUGGAUAUGAUUGCAAUAUCUGCGGUGUUAGUGCUGGCGUUUGUUGUCCUCAUAAACUUCUCAGUACAUAAACUAGAAGAAGGCCAUGUUGGCGUCUACUACAGAGGAGGAGCACUUUUGUCCCACACUAGCCCUCCGGGGUUCCACAUGAUGGUGCCUUUCAUUACUACUUACAGAUCUGUUCAGGUAACACUACAAACAGAUGAGGUGAAAAAUGUUCCUUGUGGUACCAGUGGAGGAGUUAUGAUAUACUUUGAUAGAAUUGAGGUCGUUAAUAUUCUUAACAGAGACAGUGUUUAUGACAUUGUGAGGAACUACACUGCUGAUUAUGACAAAACCUUGAUUUUCAACAAGGUUCAUCAUGAGUUAAACCAGUUCUGCAGCAGUCACUCACUUCAUGAGGUGUACAUUGACUUGUUCGACCAAAUUGAUGAGAACUUGAAGACUGCUCUCCAACGUGAUCUCAAUGAAAUGGCUCCUGGACUUCAAGUACACUCAGUGCGAGUCACAAAACCUAAAAUUCCUGAAGCAAUCCGGAAAAACUAUGAAUUAAUGGAGGCAGAAAAGACAAAGCUGUUAAUUUCCAUCCAGCACCAGAAAGUAGUUGAGAAGGAUGCUGAGACUGAACGUAAGAAGGCCAUUAUAGAGGCGGAGAAGGUGUCUCAAGUAUCCAAGAUACAGUUUGACCAAAAAAUCAUGGAGAAAGAAUCUCUUCAGAAAAUGUCUGAAAUAGAAGAUGCUAUGCACGUUGCAACACAGAGGAGUCGAGCAGAUGCAGAUUUCUACCAAAUGAAGACUCAAGCAGAAGCAAACGCUCUGCUGCUCACCACACAGUAUCUGGAACUGAAGCGAUACGAGGCGAUCGCGAACAAUACUAAAAUGUUCUUUGGGUCGGACAUACCUAAGGUGUUCUGGCCUCAAAACUUGCCAUAAUUGCUCAAAGACUGUUACGUUGUGUGAAUUGUUGUGUGUUACAUGAAAUAAGAAAAUAGCUUUACGAUUGUGAUUGUUAUAGCAACAAAACAAGAAGAUUGUACAGUUUUGGAAAAAGCAUUAACAUAAACUUGUUGCAGUGACGUACCUCCUAUUGUAUGAACAAUCUUUAAAUUGCUUGGAUGGCUAAUUGAAUUGUUAUUAAAGUAUUGUUGCUAGGACUGGUCUAAACACCAAGUGAUUUAAGUGAAAAGUCCCUAGUCGUGUAAUUAAUUUUUACAAACUUUAGGUUUAAUAUAAAAAAAAAUAUUAGUAUGAAUGUUUACGUUAAGUAAGGCGUUGGGUGUAAUACACAAGAUUGCAAAUUGAAACAAUACAAGUUAGUCUCUCAGUUUGGACAUUCUCCCAAAGAUUUUUUGAGAUGAAAGAAUUAUUUAUUGCAUGGCCCAAAAACACUACUAUAUUUCAAGAUGAGUUAAAACUCAACACUUACUACUAAAACCUCUUAUAAAUAACUAAAACAAAGAUUUUAAUUUUUCUUCAUGACAACCAAUUAUUUGAACAAAACCAUUGGAACAGAACAAACUAAUAGACUUAAUGUGCAGAUGUAUGUCCAACCAGUUCAUUAUGGACUAUUUUCUUUUGUUCACUGAUUUUGCCUUUAGUUUAAUCCAGUUGUAAAAGCUGUAACAAAGUUUUAAUGCAGUGUUCCAACAUGUUUACCUAGUUUUCAAUAACUAAGAUACAAGCUGAAUAUCUCAGUCAGCUAGAAGUCGUAAUGGAUUUAAAAUUACACUAAACACAGUGAAAAUAUAUUACAUGUAACUUAAAUUUAAGUAUUUGGCCGAACAUGUUCACUGAUUGACAUGUUCCUUGUUGAAGCCCAGCUCCAGUUCACUUGUUGAACUUUGUGUUCAUGACCUUGGGCUCCUCCUGCAGGAGUUAUCUGUUAUCAGAAAUGGGCAUGUCUGCCUGGCUUGAAAAUCAAUUAUUUUAUUAAAAACUAUAUGGUUACUGUACCGAAUCAAUUUCUUGUUUAAGAGCCUUAUAUAAGUAAAAGUUUUCUAAGUUGUUGAAAAUAAAUAAUUUAUUACAAAUUUUAAAUACCUCUAUGUUAUUUUCUAUUAUACCAGUGCUAUAAUCUUCAUUUAAAAGGUAUUGUGCAUAGCUGGAUUAUAUAAGGAUUGAUUCAAAGGUAGGACUUUUUUAAAAUUGAAAGACCUGUUUGGCCACAUAAUAUUUGUAACAUUUUAGUUAAUAUACACCAGAUUUCUCUUAUUUGUUUUUCUCCGUUUAGUGUUAGGCUUAAGUAAGUGCUCGUUUUUAUUUGAAGUUCUAAUGAUAGGGGUAAUAUUAAACUGUUUAAACUCUGUUUUAAAUAAAUUAUUUGGGUUGUAGUGUUUUUACAGUGUAAUUUUAUUACUUUUUCUAUCCAGAUGACUGCAUUGAUGAGACUAGUAAAACAGAUUGUAAAUUGAAGUCAUACAAUUUCAGGGGUAAUAACUGAAUGAGUAUGUUAAACAUUAACAAAACGUUACUCGUCGUGUGCGCUGACAGGCUUGUACACAAAAAUAGAAUGUGUGUCAACACCAACAAACAUUCUACAAUCCCUACUAUGUUCUGUUUUAAAAGUGUAAAAAUUGAAUAUGUUUAGAGAGUAAAAUAGGCAAAAAAUGUAAUAAAAUACAUCACAAAUAUUUGUAUAGUAGUGACAGCAAUGAUUGAGAGGGAUGUGUCAGAUUUGAGUGUGUUUUUUUAUGUUUGUCCUCAACUUAACUUAAUUUUAUUGUUCUAUUCAAGAUUCACUUAUAGAACAGUAUUAUUUUAUGCUCAAUUUGAAUAAAUAUAAACAGUAAAAAGACAUUAAUGUGUUGCUUUUUUGUUAUUUUUUAUAUUGAUUGUUUUUGUAAAAUCCUAUUAAAUUUGAAUAUUAUUUACAUUUCUCUAUAACCAUAAGUACCUUUUUGAGCUUAUAUUUUGAAAAAAAUCGGCUUAUUGUGGAUGAAAUUGUACUGAAAUCCCAUUGGCUCAUUCAUCAGCCAAGGUUUACCACUAACUCAAGUAAUAUACUAUUGAAUAUGAAACUUCUUUCAUAUCAUCUCUCUCCUUCUACUCUCAAACUAAAUAUUUGUAGGAUAAUGAGCAAAUAUAUUUUAAUGUAUCUUAUACUUCUAUACACUGCAUUAAAAGACCUUGAUCUAAAGCUCAAACAUUUUUAACGUGUUGUAAUUAACACUAAUAUUGAAACAAAGCAUUAUUUCAAUAAUAAAAUUACGUGUUCUGAAACUGGUGAUUCCAGCAUAAGGACCUUAAUCAAUGCGAUAAUGCUAACUUCAGGUUCAACAGCUAUUAAGUACAAUGCAAAGUAAUAAAAGUUCGUAAAAGAAAUUUCCAUUUGGAUUUAAUGUUUUUUUUAAUUUUGUUAAACAGGUUGUAAAUGCUAAAUUUGAAUAAAAUGUCAAGAUGUUGUAUUGUUGUGUAACAAAAUUGCACAACACAGUGCACUUAUUAUUAUUAAUCAUGAAUUUAAGUUACAAAGCUUAUUAGUUAGAGCUGGAGAUCAAAUAUUUGCCUAAGUUGUAACAAAUAAAAAUCCUUUCUGACUUAAUGGAUUAUGUAUGAUAUUAA
Messenger RNA from Homalodisca vitripennis (glassy-winged sharpshooter), 3581 nucleotides. Its product is annotated as erlin-1-like. Gene Ontology annotation, molecular function: cholesterol binding; ubiquitin protein ligase binding. Gene Ontology annotation, biological process: SREBP signaling pathway. The record is from RefSeq and is a predicted model, not a curated record. Bases 21 to 953 code for a protein of 310 amino acids. The transcript is spliced from 8 exons. NCBI's taxonomy places the organism in Eukaryota, Metazoa, Arthropoda, Insecta, Hemiptera, Cicadellidae. Gene Ontology annotation, cellular component: endoplasmic reticulum membrane; endoplasmic reticulum.